Molecule: messenger RNA, 180 nt
Organism: Racocetra persica
Lineage: Eukaryota; Fungi; Glomeromycota; Glomeromycetes; Diversisporales; Gigasporaceae
Source: the annotation of a GenBank genome assembly
AUGGAACUUUUCACGACUACGGUUCCUUUGCAAAAUGUUUUUGCAAUCAAUGUGAUGGACGUCGUGUUCCGCUUUACACUUGUAAGACUUGUAAGGGCAAAAAUUGUAAUAUUAAAUGCCCACCUCAUACCAGAAAAUGUUCAGAAUGUGGCGAUGGCGAUAACAAUUAUUCGACUAAAC